Messenger RNA from Myotis myotis, 2135 nucleotides. RefSeq names its product transmembrane protease serine 9-like. Lineage: Eukaryota; Metazoa; Chordata; Mammalia; Chiroptera; Vespertilionidae. The record is from RefSeq and is a predicted model, not a curated record. Bases 204 to 1904 code for a protein of 566 amino acids. Gene Ontology annotation, molecular function: serine-type endopeptidase activity. The transcript is spliced from 12 exons. Gene Ontology annotation, biological process: proteolysis.
GCCUGGCACAGCCUGCUGAGCCAUCGGGGGUGGAGAGGGGUAGGCCAGCGACCGGGAAAUGCUGAGGGCGCUGGGGGAGGGUGUCAGGGGUUAAAAGGCAUGGGUCGGGGCUGAAGUUGGAGGCAGCUGGCUGCAGAAGCUCUCCACCGGGGCCCCUCACCCAGGCCCGUCCCGCCCUCCCUGCCCCCCACCCAGGCGCUGCCAUGUGGCCCCUGGCCUCUGCGAUUGCCUUCCUGACCACGGCCUUGUCCUCGUCAAGCGGCGUCUCUCAGGACUAUCCCAAGAUUAUCAACAGCACCAAUGGGACCAAUGGGUUUCUCCCAGGUGGCUACACCUGCCCUCCCCACUCUCAGCCCUGGCAGGCAGCCCUGCUGGUUCAGGGGCGGCUGCUCUGCGGGGCAGUCCUCGUCCACCCCCGCUGGGUCCUGACUGCAGCGCACUGUCUGAAGGAUGGAUACAGAGUGUCCCUGGGCAAGCAUACCCUGGAGCACGAGGAGGCUGGAGAGCAGGUGCGGGACGUCGCCCGCUCCAUUCCCCACCCUCUGUACCGGAGCAGCCCCACUCACCUGAACCACGACCACGACAUCAUGCUGCUGGAGCUGCAGUCGCCCGUCCGCCUCUCGAGCCACAUCCGCGUCCUGCCUCUCUCCCACAGCGACUGCCUCCCGGCUGGCACCUGCUGCCGCGUGUCUGGCUGGGGCACCACCAUCAGCCCCCGGGUGAGUUUCCCACAAGCCUUACAGUGUGCCAACAUCCAGCUACGCUCAGAUGAGGAGUGCCGGCAAGCCUACCCGGGGAGGAUCACACGCAACAUGGUGUGUGCCGGCUCCCCCGAGGGCGGCAAGGACUCCUGUGAGGGCGACUCGGGAGGCCCCCUGGUCUGCAACGGAAGGCUCCACGGUAUCAUCUCCUGGGGAGACUUCCCCUGCGGGCAGCCCAACCGGCCCGGCGUCUACACCCGCGUCUCUCAAUACAUUUCAUGGAUCCAGGCAACCAUCCGAGGGCAGAGACCCCAAGAGCAGGAAUGGACGCAGGGCCCACAAACAGAUAACAGAGACACAGGCAGGCUGAGCCGGCCACAGCCACAUGGAGGGCCUGGCAGGCAGAGGGACCAGGUGAGGAGGGGCCGGCAGCCCAGAACCUGGAGGUGGCCAGCCAUGGGGCCCAGCUUCCUUGUGCUCCUGUGUGUUAUUGGGCUCAGCCACGGGGCCUCCGAGAAGAUUUAUAACGGCACGGAGUGUGACCCUCACUCGCAGCCGUGGCAGGUGGGGCUGUUUGAAGGUGUCAACCUGCGCUGUGGGGGGGUCCUCGUUGACCGAAGGUGGGUCCUCACAGCUGCUCACUGCAGCGGCAGCAGGUACUGGGUGCGCCUGGGGGAACACAGCCUCAGCCGCCUGGACUGGACGGAACAGAUCCGGCGCAGCGGCUUCUCCGUGACCCACCCCGGCUACGAGGGAGCCCGGAGGAGCCACGAGCAUGACUUGCGGCUUCUGAGGCUGGGCACUCCCGCCCGCCUGACCCGCAGUGUCCAGCCCCUGGCCCUGCCCACCACCUGUGCAGCAGCUGGCACGGAAUGCCACAUCUCCGGCUGGGGCACCACCAACCGACCAUGGAGCCCAUUCCCAGACAAGCUGCAGUGCCUCAACAUCGCCAUCGUCUCCAGUGCCACCUGCCGAGCCGUGUACCCUGGGAGAAUCACGGACAACAUGUUGUGUGCGGGUGGCAACAUGGGAAAGGAUGCCUGCCAGGGCGACUCUGGGGGCCCGCUGGUGUGCGGAGGAGUCCUCCAGGGCCUGGUGUCCUGGGGGUCCGUCGGGCCGUGCGGCCAGGAAGGCAUGCCGGGCGUCUACACCAACAUCUGCAAAUACGUGGACUGGAUCCGGGGGGUCAUCAAGAACAACUGACUGGCUCCUUCCACCUCCACCCUUUCCCGGCUUGGGGUCCACUCGGACCCCCGGAGCGCCGACACCUCCUCCAUCGUCAACCCCAGCUCUCACUCUUCUCGGUCUGGGAAAUCCCCUUCCCCCGAACUCCAGCGCCAGCCGGUCCCCUCCUAAGGCCCCCGGUUCAGGGAGGAGGGCCUGUGGGGCCAUUUGGAAUAAAUGUAACUCGCCAAGGGGUGGAGUCUCUCUGUC